UUCUGAUUUUAGGGUUCUUGCCUACAACAGGUAACUAGGGUCGAUCGAUAGGAAGAAUGCUAGCGUCUCCAGGGCACUCGCCGCGGCUCAUCGUGCCCCCCUCUCCAUCGCCGAGCGUCCAGAGCUUGGAUGGAGUCGUGGCGACGACAUCCGGUAGGGCGAUCAUGGGGCCGCCGCCGCCAGGGAAGCCCAGGAAGAGUUCUCACGCAGUGCUGGACGAGGACACAUACGUCGCCGCGAUCGAGAGGAUCGUGGAGCGGGAUUUCUUCCCGGACAUCCCCAAGCUCCAGAACAAGCUCGAGUGGCUCGAGGCGGUGAGGAGCGGGGAUCCGGUGCUGAUGCGCGAGGCCCAGCUCAAUAUCAUCCAGAGGCUACGGGGGAUUGGGCCGUCCGGCAAGGAUGGAACGCCCUUGUUCCACACAGGAACUUUCGCUACUCCAGGGUCGGUGAUGCCAACGCCAGGGUUUGCUACUCCAUCCACGACUGCUGGAGCUCCAUCUUCGUCUUCGAGCUUGGUGGACGAGCAGGGGACGGUGAUCAACACCUCGGUGUCUCUGGACGAGUUCAUGCGGCGGUACACGAGCGAGGACAACGAGAGCUUCUCCAAGAUCAUCGAGAAGGUGAACAGGAGGCGGGAGGAGAAGUUUAAGUUCUUGGCGAUCUCGUCGUCGUCGCAGCCGCUCCAGCUGACCGACAAGGAUCGACAGACCGAUGGCUAUGGAACUUCCAACCAGCCGAUCAGCACUCUGGAUACCUGGAGCUACACGCCCAAGAACUUACUAAUGUAUGAUUCGACUCAAAGGGACGACGCUCCGCUCACCGAGGCCGAGAAGGAAGAACGCCUCCACGGUCCGCCAAAGUCCGUCAACCUGCGUAGUACUCGCUUCCACGAGAAGAUCUUCGACGCGAAACUCCCGGAGGAGGAGUCCUUCUCGAUGCUCUACACUCCUGCUCACCACGGAUCUUCCACGCCGCUCGACUCGGCCACGCGGAGGAGGUAUGAUCUCGAGGAGCUCCGCAAGACCCCACAGCUCGGAGACAACGCCAAGCCUCCGCCCAAGGCCGGGACGGCGGGAUACAGCUACGUCUCGACGCCAUCGCCAGCUCCAGGAGUGGACUCCUCGCCGUUCGUGACUUGGGGAGAGAUCGAGGGGACUCCACUGAGGCUGGAGAUGGAGGAUACUCCGGUCGGGAUUGGUGGCAGCGGCGAUGGUCCUCACUUCAAGAUCCCAGCGCCGCCAGUCCGGGACACUCGAGCUCACAGCCUCUCGAGGGAGGCGUCGAGGAACAUCCGCGAGAGGACGAAGAUCCGGCACGCUCCUUACAGCACUCCAUCGCCAGCUCGAGGGGCGGCCAUGGGGAGCCCGGGCAGGGGCUACUUCUCCGACGCGGCGCAGCGGCUUGUCAACAAAACCAUCGCGAGGACGUGCGCGUCGGUGGAUGCCAAGCUGCGGGCGAGCUAUGGCGCGAGCACGACGCCGGGGACGCCGAGGAUGGCCAGGAACGCGGUGAGGAACAGCAGGGAGGGAAGCUUGCCGCCCGAGAGCCCGCGCUUGAUGCGCUCUCCAUCUGUUGGGCGGUAGUACGGCAUGAUUGUUCGUAGGAGAUGGGUUGUACGACAUGAUUAUUCGUGGGAUAUUCUUAUCUUUGAAAACUUAUGUACGGCAAACGUUACAUUU
This is a messenger RNA of Selaginella moellendorffii, 1679 nucleotides long. Its product is annotated as splicing factor ESS-2 homolog. The record is from RefSeq and is a predicted model, not a curated record. Gene Ontology annotation, cellular component: catalytic step 2 spliceosome. NCBI's taxonomy places the organism in Eukaryota, Viridiplantae, Streptophyta, Lycopodiopsida, Selaginellales, Selaginellaceae. Bases 57 to 1583 code for a protein of 508 amino acids. The transcript has a single exon.